This is a messenger RNA of Hyla sarda, 3040 nucleotides long. It is a transcript of the gene CCDC17, whose product is annotated as coiled-coil domain containing 17. Bases 434 to 2656 code for a protein of 740 amino acids. The record is from RefSeq and is a predicted model, not a curated record. NCBI's taxonomy places the organism in Eukaryota, Metazoa, Chordata, Amphibia, Anura, Hylidae. The transcript is spliced from 16 exons.
UGUCUGGAACACAUCUGGUAUGUACACUCCUCUAUAUCUUGGCGAUAAUGUAUAUACAGUUUCUGGAGUAAUGUAGAAAUUUUAUGAAUACAAGUCUAUUUCUAUGGAGAUAUGAGGAUCAGAAGACGCACCGUGUGUACAGGAACUGAUCAUCAGAAAAUGACGGAAAACAACAACGACCACGAGUGUGAAGGAAACGUCAGCACCUCCGCCCAUAGCAACCAAUCAGAGCGCAGCUUCUCUCAUCUCCCUCCCCUAGUAACCGGAGCUGUCUUCUGAUUGUAGCCGCUCAGUUGCCGCCGAUGUCUAUGUGAUUAUAAUGGACAGGGCCGCGGUAUUACAGCGCUGAACAUGAAGACUGUAACAAUCCAAUCACCUCCAUGUACCGGAACAUCCGCAGUAACAGCCGAACACCUCCCCCCACGGAAAGGAAAUGGUACAACCCGAGCGCGUUACUCUCCAAUCAGAGCUCAGUUCAUCAGCCAGGCCCCGCCCCGUCCCACCCCGCCGUCUCCAUGGAGACCGGAGCCGCUUCCUGCAAACUUCAUCUGAACUGUGGAGUCCGAGUGUGAGUAACAAAUGCAUUAUGGCGGAUUUGGGCCAUCACCGCUGCCAUAACUGUAAUAUGGUUUUCCGCUCCCUCCUGCUCCUGGAGAAGCACAGAGAGAAGUUCUGCAUCGGAAGCCAAAUAGGAGACCCGACCGUCCUGGGCCCCCGAUACACGGGGCCACACGCAUCCGGCGCCAGAGAGUUCCCCCGCCUGGCGGAGACGCCUGAUUUCAAGACACGAGAGAGCAUCGCACGACUGAGGGCGAGAGAGAACCUGCUGAAUGAGCGGGAACAACGUCUGAUCGGUGAAUAUGGGGGGACGACGGGGACCCUCACGGACAGCAAAGCGUUAACUAACCUGACGGAAGAGUUCCACAAGUUGAGGAAAUCUCUGGAGGUCUCUGUCCCGACUCUUCGUACUUAUCAGUUUCAGGCCGAGCCUGGACCUUCCUAUCACUGGGAUAGAGAGUACCAAGAGCGCAUCCAGGAAAUGACGGAAGCUCACGAGCGACAUCUCGCCGACAUACAUUCACGGAACCAGGCGCUGGAGAUGCAGAGAGAAGAAAUCCGCCAGCGCCUGUCAGACGUGGUCAGCAGCGGCAGCUCCACCAGCCACAUCGAACAGAUGCUCCUGGAAUUAAAGGCCCAAGAGGAGAAGAACCAACUGGCCCUGGAUGAUCUAAGGGACCAAGUGGGGCUCAUCCAGUCCGAGAGCAGGGCUAAAACAGAGAAAGUGAACAAAGAGCGUCCGUCCAGCACAUCCACGAAGAAGGAGAUGGUUCCGCUCACCAUCCUCCCCUAUCCGGUCCGCGGGAGCAGCCUCUCCUCUGAGAUCAGCGCUCUCCAGCUUGCCUAUGUCCAGAGUGGAGGGAGUGACCCCGCCGUCCUGGCACAGAUGAGGGACCUGCAGGCCGAGGCCUUGGCAUUCGAAGAGUUUUCCCACAAACAGGACCGGAAAGAGAAGAAGAAGAAACGGUACGAUGGCGCCCCCCGAACUCUGGAUGUGGAACUUAUGGCAGUCGAGCUUGAAAAUCAGCGUCUUGAGGAGGAAAUCUUUCAUGUAAAGAUGCAUCGGAGCAGGAAAAAGAUAGAGAACGGGGACUCUGAGGUCGCUGAGUUACAACGUGAACACAUUCUGCAGAUGUCUCAGCUCCAGGCGGACAUUGAGAUGCUCAGAAGGGAUGUCACCCGGAUGCCACCUCGGGGGACCCAUGGGCCUCCACCUUUCCAGCCUCCACUUCCACCCCCGAUGCACCCGUCUGGACAACCUCUAGGAAAACCAGAGCCAACUAUAGCCCUGGGGGGUGUGGACUCUAUGCGGCCUUUAAGCCCCACAGUGAAGAGACAUAUGGUGGAGCCCCUGGAUGCGCUGGGCCCGGCCCCAUAUGACCCGGUGGCCGGAUUCGUCAUCUUCUACGACUUCAUCCUGGGCCUGGAGCCGACGUUCCAGAAGGUGCGGCUGGUGAACGGGCUGUACAGUAAUGGGCACAGAAUGGGGCAACCUUCUCCGCUCCCAGACGCCCUGUGCGAGGUGUGGAACGCUCCUCAACACCUGGCGAAUAACCCCAGAGGGAACAUCGCAAUGUUACGGACCAAGCAACCCAUUCCAAGGGUUCGGCCUUCCUCCUCCAUCUCUCUGGUCACGGAGCUUCAGGCGGCCGGAGGAUUUAACCCCUAUGGCCAGGAGGUUCAGCACCUGUCGUCUUCCGGGUGGACGAAGCUCGAUCUGUUCGAUCAGCAUAACCAGGUCCUGAGCGGCCGCUGGAAGCUGCCAUUGAGGGCCCUACCCCUACGGCCGGGCCUGAGCACCGGACAGCUCAACACAGUCCCGCAGGUUGGGAAAGCAGAACUUUAUGUCCGCGUCAUCAAUGCCAGAGACGCCGAUCUCCAGUCCAUGGCGGAGAUAGACCCCAGGAAUUCAUCGCUCUACCAGUACCCUCCGCUGAUACCUGGUCUGACUGCAGCUGCCAUGGAUAACCCUGUGCCCCCGCCGGCUCACCAGCAGCCCCCCAGCUCUUUUCACCUGGCUCUCACGCCGUUCACUGACUAUGUUGAUCCACCCCCGAUCCAGGAGCUGCCUCAGCCAAAACCCAGUCAGAGGAGAUGAAUAGACAAGAAGGUGACAGAAUCCAAGAUGCCCAGGAGGGAAAUGACACUGUUCUUCUCUGAGGAGAUAAGAAGUCUGUAUAGAGACCCCAGAACAUUCCGCCAUUUCAGACUCACUGGAGGUUUAUAUCAGAUUUCACGUAGAAAAGACAAAGAGUGAACCCAGCGGGAGGUGACAAGUAUCUGCAGGGCGUACAGCUGAGCCGAGACCGCGCAACAUUUAUUCUCACCAGUCGUCCUGCACUGAUCUAUUCUAUAGAGAGGAGCAGUGUAAUUCCAUUAGUCCUCCUCUCCCUGUGGGGGCAGUAUCCAAUACUCUUCACACCUCUGUGAUUCCAACAUUGAUUCUUUUUGUCUCUUACUGUAAAUGUUCACAAUCCCUGAU